Messenger RNA from Dichomitus squalens LYAD-421 SS1, 282 nucleotides. RefSeq lists its product as uncharacterized. The annotation marks the transcript as partial. The transcript is spliced from 3 exons. Gene Ontology annotation, cellular component: cytoplasmic dynein complex; cytoplasm. The record is from RefSeq and is a predicted model, not a curated record. Lineage: Eukaryota; Fungi; Basidiomycota; Agaricomycetes; Polyporales; Polyporaceae. Gene Ontology annotation, biological process: microtubule-based movement. Gene Ontology annotation, molecular function: dynein intermediate chain binding.
CCCGAGCUCGAACAAACGCUCACGCUUCUCACGUCGCAUCGAUCUGUGCUGGGAUACAUGCUAUUAUCGAGAGGGCAACCAGUGACUAUCAUCCGCCAUUCAGGAGUCGUUUUCGAGGGGGAACAAGGGAAGAAAUACGCGAGUGCGAUAGCGCGUAUCGUACACAGUGUGCAAACGGGCUUGGAGGACGACGACAUACGCUUCAUGCGGAUACGGACAAAGCGCCACGAAAUCAUGAUAUCCCCAGGCGAACACUAUCUGCUUGCCGUCUUACACGAUCCG